This is a messenger RNA of Heterostelium album PN500, 924 nucleotides long. RefSeq lists its product as uncharacterized. The transcript is spliced from 6 exons. The record is from RefSeq and is a predicted model, not a curated record. The coding region runs from base 1 to 924 and encodes 307 amino acids. NCBI's taxonomy places the organism in Eukaryota, Evosea, Eumycetozoa, Acytosteliales, Acytosteliaceae.
AUGUAUUUAGUAUUUACUACAGGUGCUAGAAUAUUCAAGAAUAUUUACCCAGCAGUCAAAGGUAUUCGUGAUUCAGCAACUAAUACAAAUGAUAGUUCCCUACAUUCAGAUGAAACUCUAGAGAAUCAUUCCACUAUCAUUAAGCUCUGUUCGCGUCCUGCUUCUCGAAAUGCGCCAGUUGGAAACGAGUAUCAAACUUUGGCGACCAACGAUGUGGCAUUGCCGCGAGCAUCGACUUCUGAUCAGUCGGAUGAUGAAACUGUCAAAAUGCCCAUUGAUAAGAUUAAAUAUACACGUAAUACCACUCCAAAGUCUGCAAGAUCCAAUAGAAACCGAACUGUGGUAGAAUUCUCUAGUCAAGCUUUGAGAGAUGCAAGAGCAAGAAUUAGAGCUGUCUCCUUCAACGACAUGCUGUUGGCAUCAAACAAAGACUUGAUUGAAAGAGCUGCCCAAUUCUUGGUAUCGAACCCACUACUUGGCGACGAAGGAGCAUUCGAGGCAGCAGUCACCGAAAGAGUUGAUCUACUCGGAAUCCAAUCUCUGGUCUCUAGUCAUUUGAGAGACCAAGUCAAAAACUAUACUGCCAAGAUUCCAUUAUUCGUUCCAGAUAUGAGCGACACCCAAACAUUCAUAUCCCAAGUGGAGAACGUAGUACCAGAAGAUAGGUUACGCUGCGUCAUUGCUUUAAGCAAACUCUCAGAGGAAGCCAUCACUUCGGUUUCAUCAGCAGAAGAUGCAGAAAUCCUAAAACGUACAAUGAAAUGGAAAGAAUUUGCCUCUAUUCUAACCAAUACCUUCGGUACAAAACGAGAAUCCGAUGAAUACGUUACCGAUCUUAAGAAUUUGAGACUUGAACAAUUCGAAACCACUCACAAGUUCAUUAUCAAAUUCCGAGAGAUCUAUAUGUAUAGUAAAAAUCAAUAA